This is a messenger RNA of Desarmillaria tabescens, 1290 nucleotides long. RefSeq lists its product as uncharacterized. The transcript has 5 exons. NCBI's taxonomy places the organism in Eukaryota, Fungi, Basidiomycota, Agaricomycetes, Agaricales, Physalacriaceae. The record is from RefSeq and is a predicted model, not a curated record. The coding region runs from base 203 to 1021 and encodes 272 amino acids.
CCUAAGGAACAGCGUCAGCGCUGCAGGCAUUAAAAAAGCGCGGCACCGAAGUUGGCAAUUGGCAAAAUAUCGGUACGAUUUGCAAAGCAGUAACCCUGCUUCGGGCCGAAGAGUUUUAGCACAAAAAUUUCUGGGCAAAAUAUAUAUAAGCGCCUGCCAUCAGUCUUCCUUGCGACGUCCAUCUCUGCCCUGCCUGUCAGCAAUGCUCUCGCCACAACUUCUAUGUGCAAUGGUCGUACUCAGCUGCAGCCUCAUAUGCCGGUCCUGGGUACAGCGAUCGCACCGUCGUUAUCUCAGAACCACCCACAUCAGCAGUGCUGCACAGGCAGGGUCCUUCCUUCGUUUGAUUUCCGGAUGCUUGUCUUUCAUCGGUGCCCCAGGAGUCCAGGCUCUGGUCGUCGGGAUGGACGAAGGACAUGUGCAGGAUUGGUGCUGGGAAUGGUUGCCUAGGAUGUUAGAAAGGUUGCCUGGUGUGAAGGCGCUGACGUUCUUGAGGAUCAAUUAUGCGAUUCAUACGGCUUUGCAAUGGUAUCCAACGCAUUCAGGGCGCGACGAGGGGUUUUUCGCUGCGCCUGUCAGCCUCGCUCCCGCGAGCCUCAGGAUGACCACACUGAAACUUGUAGGAUGUCAUUUUUUCUCUUUACGACAGUUGUUCUUGGUGCUCAGUCAGUUCAUGUUGGUGGAAGAUCUAACAUUGGAGCGACUUCAGUUCAGAAACCCGGAACCACAUCCUUUCAUUUCCACCUUUAGGGCGUAUAGACACAUCCAGCACCUCGUUUACCUGAGAAAAUUACGCAUUGAUACCCUUGAUUUGAAUCCCUCGCGAGAUAAGGUCUCCUCGUACAUCGCAUUUACGAUGCCUUCGGUCGAAGUGCUGUCGCUGAGGAUGCGGGGCUCGUUAGUGGAGUUGGAGUGGAUCGAGUGUGGUGACAUGGAAGAAGAUUGGGAUGACAUUGAGCUGCGACUCAAUCUCGUCCAAUUCUAUGAUUUCGCUGGUCCUCGACCAAAUUUUCGGAGGUGAGCUGAGGAGCAUCAUCUUUGACGUCCAGGAUUCGGACUUGGACGUUGUUGUUACGAUGAACGAGUUUCUCUGUCGCGCCAUUGAUAAAGGGUUGGAGAGACCGGCAUUCUCCGACCUCAGCUAAGUGGCCAUGCAAGUGAAGGAGCAGUUAAUCAGAGAUCUACCCAUGCAGGGGUACGAAACAUGGAUACAGAGCAUGUUCCCGCUCUCGUAUGGGAGGGGGAUAGACUUGAAAGUGGAAUGAACGAAGUUGUGGAUUUGUUUCUUGG